Messenger RNA from Serendipita indica DSM 11827, 1599 nucleotides. NCBI's taxonomy places the organism in Eukaryota, Fungi, Basidiomycota, Agaricomycetes, Sebacinales, Serendipitaceae. The record is from the annotation of a GenBank genome assembly.
AUGGCCGAGUCGGAGAAAACUGCAGACGAAGCGGAGCUUGCAAAGCUCGGAUAUAAGCAAGAGCUGAAGAGAGAUUUGACGCUACUCCAGAAUUUUGGUGUCUCGUUCUCCAUCAUUUCCAUCAUCACGGGGAUUCCAUCACUAUUUUUCUUUGGAUUGACGACGGGUGGGCCAGCCGUCAUGGUCUGGGGAUGGAUCGUCGUGUCGGCAUUCACCCUCUGUGUUGGAGCUGCAAUGGCCGAGAUUUGCUCAGCGCAUCCAACCUCGGGUGGACCAUACUUCUGGAGUGCAAAGCUCUCGACUCCAAGUCAGGCGCCGCUUGCUGCCUGGAUUACUGGUUGGUUCAAUCUCAUCGGCCAAGUCGCCGUGACCACUGGUAUCUCAUUCGCGUGUGCUACGUUCCUGUCGACGACGAUUGCUAUCGGGACGUCUGCAUAUGAACCGAAUCCAAAGACGGUAAUCGGCAUCUACGCUGCUGUUCUGACUGCUCAGGGUCUCAUCAACACAUUUGGGGUUCAUCUACUCAAGUAUUUCAACAACAUUUCUAUCUGGUGGCACGCAUUCGGAACGAGUGCGCUUGUGAUCUCGGUUCUUGCCAAAGCGAAGACGCACCAGACGGCAAAAUUCGUCUUCACCGAGUUCUAUGAUGGAACAGGAUGGGCAGCACACGCUGGGAAUGGAUAUGUGAUCUGUAUUGGUAUUCUGAUUGCUCAGUACACGCUCACUGGCUUCGAUGCUUCUGCGCACAUGACGGAGGAGACUACAAACGCGGCCACAGCGGGCUCUUGGGGCAUCAUAAUGAGCAUCGGAGUAUCUGCCGUACUCGGCUGGUUCCUUAUUCUUGGCCUACUCUUCUCAAUUCAAGAUUAUGAAGCUACAAUCGGUGCAGCGACCGGCCAGCCAGUCGCCCAAAUUAUCAUAGAUGCCGUAGGACCGGAUGCAGCGAUCGCACUUAUGGUGAUCAUUGUCGUUGCAAUGUUCUUCUGCGGGACCUUUUCAAUUACUAGCAACUCGCGCAUGAUGUAUGCAUUCAGCCGUGAUGGUGCACUCCCGGCGUCGAGCUUUUUCCACAAAGUCGACGUGAAGCGCAAGUCGCCAAUUAGAACAGUCUGGCUCGCUUGCACACUUUCCUUCAUCCUCGCUCUGCCCAGCUUGGGCAGCACGGUCGCCUUUGCAGCGGCUACCAGUAUUGCCACUAUUGGUCUCUACAUCUCAUAUGGCAUCCCGAUUCUCCUUCGCGUCCUCGGCCGCAAACGCUUUGUGAAAGGCCCAUGGCACCUCGGAAAGUUCUCAAUUCUCAUCUCAACACUUGCAGUUGUUUGGAUCGCACUUAUUGCAAUUCUCUUCAUCUUGCCCCAAGUUUACCCUGUCACAAGCCAGACUCUCAACUAUUCUAUUGUUGCAGUCGGCAUUGUGAUGGCGUACGCCAUGGGCACAUGGCUCCUUUCGGCUCGGAAGUGGUUCGAAGGCCCAAGACGGCAGAUUGCCUUGGCCGAGCUCGGAAUUGAUGUGAUGGAGCCAGGCGCUGUCGAAAAGGCGCGAGCUGAGGGCAAGCUCGACAAGCUCGAAAAGGAGAACGAGGCUGAACCAGCGACAUGA